AUGGCCAUUUGCACCUGUAAAGUGAGCCAGGAAGCCGAGCCUGGGCUGUACAUUUUUAAUGCAGAGAAACCUGAGCUCCAGAGAGAGGGGAAGAGUCCCUAUAGAGGUAUGGGACUGGGCUCCAGAACAGGCCCAGACAGACUAUGGGGCCAGUCCUGCUCUCAGCCUUUGGAAAUGGCAAAAAUGACUCAGAGAAAGGACGUGGAUCUGGAGUUUUUCAGCCUUCCCUUGUCUAAGGCUUAUGCCAUUAGAAAACCCACUGAGUUCAUUCUUGGUGAUUUAGAGGGACUGACCGUGGCACAAUUAGUGGACAUCGCCACAGAAAACAAUGAGACGCUCAGAAUCAUAGUGAGAGGUCAGCUAAGAACAGAUGACAGAAGUCUGACAAGGCACCAAAUGGCUUCUACCCAAAGUGGUCAACGUAUCCAGGGCGAUGACAACCUGCAAUCCAUGCUCGUCGGCACGGUGAUGAGAAAAGUCAAGUCACGUACCUGGAAAAAACAACGUUAUUUCAGGCUGCAGGAGGACUGUAUGACUAUCUGGUACAAGUCCAAGAAGGCUGGAAAUGUCCACUCCACACUGUCUGUGAGCGAUGUGGAGGCUGUGAGGGAGGGGCAUCAGUCAGAGGUCUUGCUCAGUAUCGCCGACGAGUUCCCUCCAGAACGCUGCUUUACCCUCGUGUUCCGUGGCCGCCGUGGCAACCUGGACCUGGUGGCAGAGUCGGAAGAGGAAGCGCAGAUUUGGAUUAAAGGCAUACGGAAACUCAUCGAGAACAUCGAGAACAUGGGACAACGGGAGAAGCUGGAUCAAUGGAUUUGUGACUGGUUUAAAAAGGCAGACAAAAACAAGGAUGGAAGGAUGAACUUUAAGGAGGUCAGAGACUUACUGAAGAUGAUGAAUGUGGACAUGAAUGAGCACCAUGCUCUCAGACUCUUCACGAUGGCAGAUAAGUCUCAGUCGGGGACGCUGGAGGAUGAUGAGUUCGUGCUCUUCUAUAAGAUGCUGACGCAGCGUAAGGACGUGCUGCGGAUCUUUCAGGACUACUCCAGCGAUGGACAAAAGCUGACAUUACGAGAUCUGGAGGAUUUCCUGCAGGAGGAACAGCUGCACCAAGAAAGGGUUCAGCAAUAUGCAUUGAAGCUUAUUGAGCGCUAUGAGCCCUCUGAAACUGCGAAGAUGCUCCAUGCUAUGACCAUCGAUGGGUUCCUGAUGUACUUGAACUCUUCAGACGGGUCCAUAUUUAACCCACACACUCUGGGGAUGUACCAGGACAUGGCCCAGCCCCUCUGUCAUUACUUCAUCUCUUCCUCUCACAACACCUACCUGCUGGAGGACCAGCUCAGAGGCCACAGCAGCGUGGAGGGGUACAUACGUGCGCUGAAGCGUGGCUGUCGCUGCGUGGAGGUGGACUGCUGGGAUGGCCCUAACGGAGAACCGAUAGUUUACCAUGGUCACACUUUCACGUCCAAGAUCCUCUUUAAAGAUGUGGUCAUCGCAGUGGGGAACUACGCCUUCAAGGUAUCGGACUACCCAGUCAUCCUGUCUAUAGAGAACCACUGCAGUGUUGAACAGCAGAAAACCAUGGCCCAGCACCUCAACCAAAUCCUGGGAGACAAGCUGUUGAAGAGCACUUUAGAUGGCAAGAUUCCCAAUGGUCUCCCAUCCCCAGAGGAUCUGAAAGGGAAGAUUCUGCUGAAAGGGAAGAAGAUCGGAGGUCUAGAGGAGAGUCUGAAUGGGUCAGUGGAGGAGUCACUGACUGGAGAAGUUAGCGAUGAGGAUGAAACUGUUGACAUUGAUGAAGAUAACCAUCGCAACGACAGCAUACGUCGCAGAGCCAAGAAAUCAAAGCAGCGCCUAUCCAAGGAACUGUCCGACUGCGUGGUGUACUGCAAGAGUGUACACUUCAACAGCUUCAAACACUCCCGCAUCCACGCCAAGUUCUACGAGAUCUCCUCCUUCACUGAGUCCAAGGCCCGCAAGCACAUCAAAGAAGCAGGCGCUGAAUUUGUACAUCACAAUGCCCGUCAACUGACCAGGGUGUACCCGAGUGGCCUGAGAACAGACUCCUCUAACUUCAAUCCACAGGAUAUGUGGAAUGCAGGGUGCCAAAUUGUUGCUCUUAACUUUCAGACGGCGGGAGUGGAGAUGGACCUGAAUGAUGGGCUUUUCAGUCAGAACGGACGCUGCGGAUACGUGCUCAAGCCGGCAUUCAUGAGGAGCAAUGAGAGGAGGUUUGAGCCUGACAAUCCACAGAACAGAGACGACUACCGGCCACUCAGUCUCUCCAUACGGGUGAUAAGUGGACAGCAGCUCCCUAAAGUGAACAUUAAGGAGGGCUCUAUUGUGGACCCACUCGUACGAGUGGAGAUUCACGGUGUGCCACUGGAUCAGGCCAAACAGGAAACCAGAUACAUUGACAAUAACGGGUUUAACCCAGAGUGGUAUGACAAUCUACAGUUCAGCAUCCACACUCCUGAACUGGCACUUGUGAGAUUUGUAGUGGAGGACUAUGACAAAACAUCAAAGAAUGACUUUGUGGGACAGUACACAUUGCCUUUCUCCUGUAUACAGCAAGGAUAUCGUCACAUCCACCUGUUGUCUAAAGAUGGGACAAGUAUUCCUCCCUCAUCACUGUUUGUGCACAUCAGAAUCUCAGAGCUGACGUGA
Chanos chanos (milkfish) is the source of this 2667-nucleotide messenger RNA. It is a transcript of the gene plcd4a, whose product is annotated as phospholipase C, delta 4a. The coding region runs from base 1 to 2667 and encodes 888 amino acids. The transcript has 18 exons. The record is from RefSeq and is a predicted model, not a curated record. Gene Ontology annotation, molecular function: phosphatidylinositol-4,5-bisphosphate phospholipase C activity; calcium ion binding. NCBI's taxonomy places the organism in Eukaryota, Metazoa, Chordata, Actinopteri, Gonorynchiformes, Chanidae. Gene Ontology annotation, cellular component: plasma membrane. Gene Ontology annotation, biological process: lipid metabolic process; intracellular signal transduction.